Messenger RNA from Nicrophorus vespilloides, 2854 nucleotides. Its product is annotated as protein argonaute-3. Gene Ontology annotation, molecular function: protein binding; piRNA binding. Bases 163 to 2715 code for a protein of 850 amino acids. Gene Ontology annotation, cellular component: P granule. Gene Ontology annotation, biological process: regulatory ncRNA-mediated gene silencing. The transcript is spliced from 6 exons. Lineage: Eukaryota; Metazoa; Arthropoda; Insecta; Coleoptera; Silphidae. The record is from RefSeq and is a predicted model, not a curated record.
AUAUAAAGAGUCAUAAAUAAUUUAAUUUUUUUGUAAUUAUUCGCGUGUUCAGGAAUUUUACAUUUCUGCAGUUCGCCUUUGUGUAUCAAUUGGAUUACACAUUAAACUUAACAGAUAGUUCUAUGUAAAUUGUAUUUACUUUAUUGAUAGAUUUGUUUAAUAAUGAAUCCAGUACAACCUAUGGGCCGUGGGGCCCUUAUCUUGCAAACUUUAAGAAGAUUAGAUGAGAAUAGGGCUGGAGUGAGUACAGAGUCAAGUGAGGAACCCCCAAAGCCUCGGGGUAGAGCAGCAUUGUUACAAAAGUUGAGGUGCUUAAAUGUUGGUAGUUUGGGACCUGUAACUUCCUCAACAGUAAGCCAAGAAGUAGUUUUAGAGCAUGAAACUGAACCUGAUAAUAGUUUACAAACAGCAAGUAUUGUAGAAAAAUUUGAUGCAGUCACACCAGUUACUUCUUACAAAGGGUCUGUUGGAAAAUCAAUUAAUAUCUCUGCAAAUUAUAUAAGGUUGACAAUUGAUCAAGACAAAGGUGCAUAUGAAUAUGACUGCACCUUUGAACCAGAUGUUGAUUCAAAGCAUGCAAGGAUUAAAAUAAUUAAUGCAAAUAUUGCAGCUUUGGGAGGUGUUAAAAUGUUUGAUGGCAGCCGUAUUCUGUAUUUACCUAUAAAAAUGAAAAACAUUAAAACUGUGUUUACAAGCCCGCAUCCACUCAGUGGUGAAAUGAUUACAUUAUCAAUUAUUUAUAAGAAAACAUUAAGAAUUGGUCAGUGCAUUCAGAUGUUCAAUGUGCUAUUCAAACGAGUGAUGUCAGCAUUAAAGUUGAGUAGAAUUGGGAGAAAUUAUUAUGACACUCCAAGUUCCAAGCUAAUUCCCCAACAUAGACUAGAAAUUUUGCCUGGUUAUGCAAUUGCAGUUGAUGAAUAUGAAGGUGGUCUAAUGGUGUGUUUGGAUACUCAGCAUAGAGUUUUAAGAACGAUUACAGUCCUGGAACAUAUGAGAGACAUACAAAGAGAAAAUAGAGAAGGAUUCAGGGAAGCACUGAAGAAAUCGUUAUUGGGUUCUGUAGUUAUAACGAAGUACAAUAACAGAACCUACGUUAUCGAUGACAUAUUGUGGGAUCUUAAUCCGCAAGGGAAAUUUAAGAAUUCCCAGGGUAAUGACAUUUCUUUCGUUGAAUAUUACGCUAAGCAGCAUGGACUACAUGUCACAGAUUUGAACCAGCCGCUCCUUCUCAAUGUUAAGAAGCGGAAGGUUAACAUGAAGGAUGAACUCAUUGAUAUGAAUAUUUGUUUAAUACCAGAGUUCUGCAAUUUGACUGGCCUAACAGAUUUCAUGCGUUCGGAUUUUAAUGUAAUGAAAGAUGUUGCUGCUUAUACUAGAAUAACUGCACACCAACGGAUGGCGGCUCUGCGAAAAUACUUGAACAAUAUUAAAAGUUGUCCAGAAGCGGUUAAAAUUUUAGGUGAUUGGGGUUUAACAUUGGCCGAUGGAACAAUCGACCUUAAUGCUCGCUUACUGCCGCCGCAGAUGAUAAUGUUCGGUAAUAACCAACCGUACCAAUGCGAUUUUAAAGCUGAUUGGAGUGGAGCGCUGUCUAAGAAUAAGGUUGUUGGGCCAAUAGAUUUAUACGAUUGGGUCAUAAUUUAUACACAGCGCGAUGCAAAGGUGGCCCAAGAAUUUGCUACAAAUAUGUGUCGUUUGGGUAGUAAUAUUGGAUGCAAUAUUACUACUCCAAAGUUGUAUUCUAUCCCGAACGAUCGCACAAAUAAUUACAUACAAGCUAUAACAAAAUUGUACAAUGACAAUGUUCAAUGUAUGGUUUUUAUAUGUCCUACGGCACGUGACGACUUGUACAGUUCGAUUAAGAAGAUGACACUAUGCCAGAAGCCUGUCGCUAGCCAAGUAAUUUUGUCAAAGAAUUUGAAUAACAUAAAGAAAGUGCGUACCGUCACUUUGAAAAUUGCUUUACAAAUUAAUUGCAAAUUGGGUGGAUCGCUUUGGAGUGUAAAAAUACCUGUCACGUCUUGGAUGGUAUGCGGAAUCGAUACGUACCAUUCUGCGGGUAGCAAGGUAUCCGUAGGUGCUUUAGUGUCAAGCACGAAUUCGAUAUUUACAUCGUAUUAUACGACUUGCAUAAGACAGGAGAAGGAACUUUCGGAUGCGCUGAAAGUGCCUUUCGCACGAUCACUGCUAAUGUAUCGACAACGUACUGGAAUCUACCCGACCCAAAUAAUUAUUUACAGGGACGGCGUCGGGGAUGGUCAAUUUGAUCACGUGAAGAGAUACGAGUUGUCGCAGUACCUCAAAGCUCUGGACGACCUAAAGAUAACUGAAACCAAGCUCUGCUUGAUUGUGGUUCAAAAAAGGUUGAACACGAGAUUAAUUUCUAAUGAUUCGGUGGGAAAUCCUCCUUCCGGGACAAUCGUUGACGAAUGUAUUAUAAGCAAGAAUAAUAGUGACUUUUAUCUAGUUCCGCAAAAUGUUAACCAGGGGACCGCAACUCCUUGCCAUUAUACCGUCCUCUACGACGAUGCGAAAUUGAAACCUGAUCAUGUACAAAUGUUAACGUAUAAGCUUUGUCAUAUGUACUACAAUUGGUCUGGAACCAUAAAAGUACCUGCACCUUGUCAGUAUGCUCACAAAGCCGCUUGGCUUAUCGGGCAAUACUUGGGUAAGGACCCGAACGAAGUACUCAAUGAUAAAUUGUAUUACUUGUAAAUUUUCUUCGAAAUCUUACGACCUACCAAAUACUAUAUAAGGCAUUCACAUUUACGUUACGUUUUUAUAAGUAUUGUUUUGUUUUUCUUGUUCCAUUAUUAUGAUAUAGUUUAUUUGUAUUACUUAUUUUUAUACAUUU